AUGCGUUGGUUGCACACCCUCAUCUCCUCCCAUUCUUCCUCUUCUUCCUCUUCUUCUUCUGCAACCCUUGGGUCCUCCCCUUCCUUCUCCUCCCUCCCCGACCCCAAGAAGAAACCAUCCUCCGACGCUACCACCCACCGCGGCGGAGCCUGGCUCUUCGGCAGCGGCAGAAAAUCGACGCGCUCCAGGAAGCUCCGCCACGUCGGCGAUAACGAUGCCAGGUGGCAUCACGACUCCGACGACGUUAACGUUGUGCCUUUGUCUCGUUCUCCGAGCUGCUUCGUCGACCGAAGCUACAAUAGUCGCUCCAAUACCUCAUCGGUAGCGCCUCAGCCGUUGCCGUUACCGGAGCUGUCAUCCCCCGCGCUUCAUCGCCAGAGAGACGGGGAAUGCCGUUUGCCGUCGCCGAAAGAUGCCGCCGGGCCCACCGAUAGAGUUGACGGCUCUUUCGACGGCGUCACCUCUGGCUUUCGAAUGAGGAGUGUUUUUGCUAGCCAAGAGACAAGAAGGAACAUGGAGCAGGUGGAAACAAUAAGGUCACCACGGACGACGGUGCGUCAAGAAACGAGUGGUUCUGGAAGCAGACGAAGAGAUAGCUUCACGAUAAGCGUGCCAGCAAGGAGUGCUCCAAAUAGUCCUUUUGCGAGUCCCACAAUAAGCCCAACGAAUGGGAGGAAUAUGGAUGAUUUUGUGCAAUAUUAUUACGUGACACCAAAAGCAAAUCAAUUCUGGUCUGCACCAGAGAUGGCAACAUCUUUAUCGGGGCUACCACCUCCUGCAUUCUUUGAUUUAUCAGCAUUAGGCAAUGAUCGUAUCUCUCCACAUCAAAGUCCACGUGCAAGAAGUCCCAACCCCAACCCCAAAAGCCCAACUAGAGCUUCUUCACCCUUACCCAGGUUAUCCCUUGAGACCCCAACAACACGCCGUGAAACUAUUGCUCCUCUCACUGUUCACCCCUUACCCUUGCCUCCUUGGCCUAACUCAGCCUUAUUACCUUCACCAUCUGCUACCUUUUCCCCAACUCUGCCUAAGACAGAAUCCUUGUCAAUGAAAAGCCAAUGGCAAAAAGGAAAACUUAUUGGCCGAGGUACUUUUGGAAGUGUUUAUGUUGCCACCAAUAGAGAAACUGGAGCAUUGUGUGCAAUGAAGGAAGCAGAAAUAUUUUCUGAUGAUCCAAAAUCUGCGGAGUGUAUAAAGCAGUUAGAGCAGGAAAUUAAAGUUCUUAGCCAUCUGAAACAUCCGAACAUUGUGCAGUAUUAUGGUAGUGAAAUAGUAGAAGAUAAGUUUUAUAUUUAUUUGGAAUAUAUCCAUCCCGGUUCAAUAAAUAAAUACGUCCGCGAACAUUGUGGUGCGAUAACAGAAUCUGUUGUUCGGAAUUUCACACGCCAUAUUGUUUCGGGGUUGGCUUACUUGCACAGCAAAAAAACAAUUCAUAGGGACAUCAAAGGGGCUAACUUGCUUGUUGAUUCUGCUGGCGUUGUUAAGCUUGCUGACUUUGGGAUGGCCAAGCAUCUAACUGGGCAUGAUACUAAUCUUUCUUUGAAAGGAAGUCCAUACUGGAUGGCUCCAGAGCUUAUGCAGGCAGUUAUGCAGAAAGAUAACAGCUCUGAUCUAGCUUUUGCUGUUGAUAUUUGGAGUUUGGGUUGUACAAUUAUUGAAAUGUUCACGGGGAAGCCUCCUUGGAGUGAGUACGAAGGAGCCGCAGCUAUGUUUAAGGUUAUGAGGGAUACCCCUCCUAUACCUGAAACAUUGUCAUCAGAGGGUAAAGAUUUCCUGAGGCUUUGCUUUAAAAGAAAUCCGGCAGAGAGGCCAACUGCUUCAAUGUUACUAGAUCAUCGAUUUCUAAAGAACUUACAACAGUCAGAUGUUUCAUCUUCCACCCAGCCGUAUAAUGGAAACACCUUGAUGGAUAAGCCCCAUAGUCCCAGAGUGUUACCUGAAAAUAAACCUGAUCAGAUUUCUAUUCCCAGUGUACAGAUUGCAAAAGGGAAAUCAGCCACUGACAGGUUCUUCUCCGAGAUUAUCACUAAUGCCUCUGGAAGUAACGAGCAUCUUCAAGAUGGAAUUUACUGCCCAAAAAUCUAG
This is a messenger RNA of Gastrolobium bilobum, 2085 nucleotides long. Its product is annotated as mitogen-activated protein kinase kinase kinase 5-like. NCBI's taxonomy places the organism in Eukaryota, Viridiplantae, Streptophyta, Magnoliopsida, Fabales, Fabaceae. Gene Ontology annotation, molecular function: ATP binding; protein kinase activity. The record is from RefSeq and is a predicted model, not a curated record. Gene Ontology annotation, biological process: protein phosphorylation. The transcript is spliced from 11 exons. Bases 1 to 2085 code for a protein of 694 amino acids.